AUGACAGCCAAGCAUUCCGUUCUCUUUGUUUGUCUAGGUAAUAUCUGCAGGUCUACAAUGGCAGAGGGCGUGUUUGAACACCUGGUGAUUGAUAGUGCUGGCACUGGGGACUGGUAUGUUGGCUACCCUCCGGAUGAAAGAACCAUGAAAGUGUUGAAGAAACAUGGUAUCCAUGGGUACAAACAUAAAGGACGACUAAUAACACAAGCAGACUUCACCACAUUUGAGUACGUAUUUGGAAUGAAUCAUGAAAUCAUAUCGGAUAUCACCGAACUAGCCCUAGCAAACAGCACAGCCAAAGUUGCCUUGUUAGGAGAAUUUGAUCCACAGAAGGAACUCAUCAUAGAAGAUCCUUACUUCACUGUUCUCCCGCCUCUUUCAAAACCUCAUGGUUGCUUUUUUUUUUGUGUGGCUUUUUUAGCACACCACUGGAAAAAAAAAAAGAAUAUAUACAAGGUGCACCCCAGUGCCAAGGUGUGCAUGUAA
This is a messenger RNA of Candidula unifasciata, 486 nucleotides long. Lineage: Eukaryota; Metazoa; Mollusca; Gastropoda; Stylommatophora; Geomitridae. The record is from the annotation of a GenBank genome assembly.